Molecule: messenger RNA, 3103 nt
Organism: Fusarium redolens
Lineage: Eukaryota; Fungi; Ascomycota; Sordariomycetes; Hypocreales; Nectriaceae
Exons: 3
Coding region: 158-3067 (969 amino acids)
Biological process (GO): proteolysis
Molecular function (GO): serine-type endopeptidase activity
Source: RefSeq, a predicted model, not a curated record
CCAGUUAUGAGAUAAGGGGUUUCUGCUAUCAUCUCAGCUUUACCCCGCCUCAUCUCAGCCGCACGCAUGCAACAUUUACCGCCUACUGAAAUCACCCGAGAACUUGUCAGCAGAAGUAAUCUUGCAGCUCAGGUGUAUUUCCAAGCCCAAAAAUGUCAUGGCCAUAUCACCUAGUCCGAAUACUGACUCAGGCCGUCAAAGUCUUCUUUUGGACACGGUCGGGACGAUCCUAGAAGUCGCGGCACUCGCUCGCCUGCACGAAGUCAGUCCUGAGGUAAAGGUCUUCUACAGUCAUUUGAGCUACCACUGCUUCCGGCUACAAGAAAGCCUCACGAAAGCGCGACAAAACUCAUCAUGCCUCAAUAACGAUUACCUCGACCAAGCCAUCUCUCACUUAGGGCUGUUGAUACCAGAAAGCGGCUUAGACGAGUUUCCGGCUUACUCUGUGACUCUUGAGUUUCGACUUAAGAUGUUGAGCCUUUUAUGGAAUGAGACACGAAUACAAGCAGAUGACACGAAGUUGGGCUUCAUUCAUCGCUGGUUGAGGCAAGACAUUACGGAAGAAGACAUGUCACAGGUGGAUCAAGGGCUUGAGAAAUGCGCUGAUGGCCUGGAGAAGCAGCAGCCCGAGUUAUCAGUCCAGAAGGCGUCCAGUGAUUUCGCGGCUCUAAACAUUGUCGAACCACCCUUUGCAGUUUGGAAAGCCGCAAAGUCCAUUUUCGAUGCUCUUCUAGAGUGCAGAAGCUGCUCGUGUCCUUCACAACACGACUUCAAGGCCAAGCUCGAGUUAGGGACAUAUCGUUCGCCUGAGAAGAAGCCAGUUCUGAAAUCCAGUCGAAGACCUAAUCGGAGGCACGAUGUGGAUGGUGAGACAGGCGAUCUUGAGAUGGAUAUGUUCUUAUCUAUGGAGCAUGACUGGCACGAGUUCAGAAUUCAGGCGGCCAGGGAAAGAAUUGUCCGCUUCAGUGGCCACGAAGAGACGAGCUCAUGCCGAGAGAAAAAGCAUUAUAGUAGCAGCAAAAGAAUAGAGAGGCUAUGUAAGCCAAUCAUCGAGAUACGGACACGACCUUUGCAGCGUCUUCUUGUACGGCUCAAGAGCGGUCAGCUGUUUGAAGUACGACCGGAGAAGAGCAAUUUCCAGAUCGACAAAACCACAGAGCCUAUAUCACUGUCGGGAUGUUUUGAUGAGAAGAAAGACUUUUUUACGGAGAAAACGAAGCGGAUUCUCUCUCUUAUCAUUGGCUAUACGGUACUGCAUCUUUACGGUACGUCAUGGCUACAGCCUGGUUGGGGCUCUUCGAACAUCAAGUUCUUCCAGACUACAGCAUGCAAAACACCGCUGAGGCCAUUCAUCGAAGCCCAGUUACGUAAGACACAGAGUCCCCAUGAAUAUGACGGUGAAUCGGCUGGAGAGCUCGAUUCGGGUCACAGCUGUCCCGAAAUGGUCGCUCUGGCAGUCGUCUUGAUGGAAGUAUACUUUGUCAAACCCUUUAAACAACUUGCCGAAAUGCAUGAUAUUCCUCUCAUCGAGACUGACAGUGGUCGUGUCACCCUCAUGGACGUGGAUCAGGUCUUCUGGGGCGAUGAAGAAGGAGAGGAGGGCUGGCGAUCUCAGAUCCCGGAGGACUCCCCUUUACUGGAGGCUAUCGACAACUGUCUAGAUGGAGAGCUAUGGGAGGACACCGAAGGAGGACUCUUGGGUGCUGAGGAGCUCAGAACUCGGAUAUACCAGAAGGUUGUUCGACCACUGGAACUGCACCUGACGCAUGGCUUCAGUCAGAUCCAGCUUGAUGGAGUCGACCAAUAUGCUAAGAGUCUGGACUUUGGAAAAUGGGGCCAGGUCAUUACCACAAAAGAGACAGACCAAUCACUUCUUUUAUCCCCGGGGCAAACAACGAGCCGCAUUCCAUCUCCAGCCUUUUUACUGGCACAAAGCCAGUUUGAUAUCAACGCCAAAGCUCACCAAUCGAUACAACAAUUCUCACAGCUUCAGUCACUGAUUCCCUAUUCGCUACCCAAUAUUGGCUACGCGGCGAGUCUCAGUGGCCAAAAUGAAGCGUCUCAGUUCUUUGAUGAUCAGGUCAAUGAUGGAGGCAUUUCUAGAACAGAGACUGAAAAGUAUAGGACGUGGCGAUCGCAGUAUGAAAAUGUCUACAAGAAGUUUGUCGGCGACUAUAUUGAUCAAAGACCACCACACCCCGUCAAAAUCGCCAUCCUCGACACAGGCAUCGACAGAGACCAUCCCUACUUGGAAGUAUAUGAGGAUAACAUCAAGGGCAAGAAGAACUUCCAUAAUGCUGCUCAGAAGAAUGUGCCGGAUACGAAUGGGCACGGGACAUUCGCUGCAAACCUGAUUCUUGACUAUGCAAGAGAUUCGCAUUUGUAUAUCGUCAAGAUCGCGGAUAAGAAGAACGCGACGCCUAAUGCCGCUAUUGUGGCGAACGCGAUAUACCAUGCCGUUGACAAGUGGGAAGUAGACAUCAUCUCGAUGUCAUUCGGCUGGCCCUCCUCCGAUGUGGAUGGCUACGAUGCUCUCCAAGAUGCUAUUGAUCAUGCGUACUCUAAGAAAAUCCUCAUGUUCGCUGCUGCCUCCAAUAGCGGCGCUCGACUAGGAAGAGCAUAUCCAGCGAGUAACCCGCAUGUUAUUUGCGUACAUUCAACAGAUACGAACGGCGAAGCGUCAGGCUUUAGUCCAACGGCCGAGCCAAACUCUAUCAACCUCGCAACAGUAGGCGAGUCCAUCGAGUCAGCAUGGCCAACACUUCUAUGUGAAGAUUCAAACAGCCUCAAAUCUCGAUCAGGAACAUCAUACGCCACGCCUAUCAUGGCAGGCAUUGCAGCAUUUCUAUUGCAAUAUGCUCGUCUUCAUCUGCCAAAGAAUCAGGCUCUGGCUUUGAAGAGGAGAGAGAAGAUGGAGGCUUUGUUGAGGAGAUGCGCGAUUAGAGGACCGAACUAUAAACCACGGGAUGACUACUUUUAUGUUCAUCUUAGUUUGCAUAAGCAUAAUCUGUUCGGAGGGGACUUGGAAUGGGUGAAUUAUGAGAUUUCAAGAACAUUGAAAACGUGAUAGCGUAGCAAUACAUGAUACCAUUUGAACUGCAGA